Klebsormidium nitens is the source of this 1742-nucleotide messenger RNA. The record is from the annotation of a GenBank genome assembly. Lineage: Eukaryota; Viridiplantae; Streptophyta; Klebsormidiophyceae; Klebsormidiales; Klebsormidiaceae.
GGGGGGCUGACAUGGCGGCCUGUGAGUGGCUCAAAUUUUAGUCCGAAGUUCAUUUGGCUUGCUGUCCUGUCGGUGCCUUUUCCAUUGAGCACUCUCAUGCUGCAGGCGCCUUAGGCAAUGGCUCUCAAUGUUCUCCGCAAGCUGUUCGGGUUCAAGGAUGAGGCAAAGUUGAAGAAGGUAUCCUUUCUGUAUUUCUCAUUGGCAGACAGCAGAAUCUCGCGGCGUGGCCUGAAGAAUCACAGCAGAGAGCAGAUUCGAGCGCUUGUGCGCAGCAUGGGAGGUCAGACCUUGCUUCCAGUCGAGGACCUGCCUUCCGGCUGGGAGGAGUGGACGGAGGACGAGCUUGUGCGGGAGGUUGAGAAGAAGCUCGAGCCGCUCGAAGACGUGCAGAUCGACGACGGUGGCACAUAUCUGGUGGUCUUCCUGGUUACGAACCUGACAGAGCAGCUGAAGGCGCUGGCUCGGUGGCAAGAGUCAGUGACCUUAAGCUUUGAGGCUUCCGCCGCAGAGCGUGCUGUUCAGAGAUUACGGGAAGCUGGCCACACUGAUGUGAAACGAUUCUGCGCUGGAAAGCGGGUCAAGCGACCGAAAGAGGACAACGUGGUUGUUGAGAUCGACGCUGGAGCGACGGCAGAGAAUUGCGGAAUCGUUGUCGAGUGCAAGGCGGUGCUUGACGUGGAUGCAGCAAAGCAGUUGAAGGAGGCUCUGAAAACAAUCAGCACGUUGACGGAGGAGGGGGUUGAAGCAGUGUCUCAAUUCAAGGGAAAGAGGCUCUGCGGAGCUCUUUGUGGACUGCGGGUGACUCUAAACCAGAACAACCGGAGGGAGCUGGUCGAGCUGUGCAAAGAGAAUGGGUUUGAGAUUUGGCUGCCCAACGGCGCGGACCUCGGGACAGGGGACGGCUGCUUUGAGUCCCCGUCCGUGAUCCCUCCCAGCCCGCAGUCAGGGAGCGCCGCAGGCUCGCCGAAGUCACCAUCUGCAUCAUUGGUUCGGCCCCUCAGCACUCCGGCCCGCCAGUCCCUCAGGUCAGCAGUCGGGCCGGGUACCUUCAAGCCUCGGUCCUUCGUCCUGAAGCCUCUCCUGGGGUCCUCGUCAAGCCUGCAAAAGGACCAUCGUCUGCUGGCUCGACUGCCAUUCGCUAUGCGUAACUUGCAAGUGCGUCCGGCCGCUGCCUACAUUAUGUAGUUUGUCGAACGUUACAUGUCGAUUCGUUCUGUGGAUCCUUGCCAAGUGUAGGGGAUAAAGUGUUCGAUCAGACAUAAGCCCUGCUUGAGUGUCGCACAUUCUUCCGCACAUACCUGGUCCUUCCCGCACGUAGUGCCCCCGUCUGCUAGGAAGUGCUUGGCAGUCGCAGCGACAAAGUCUGGGGUUCUUGAGAACAAAGCCUGUAGCCCGGCAUCAAGAGCCCCGCUCAGAGAAGAUACCAAUGCUGGGUCUUCGCUAUAGGUGCGGGAAAAGAGACUAGAAACAUUUGAGAGAAGGAAAAGAAAAAGUGAGGAUGAAGUCUAGACUGAAAUGUAACGAGGUUCAUAUGGAGGCACGCAGUUCUUCGAAGCAACAGCCUGCUUUGGAGAACGUCACGGGAUUCGAUCAGUCCCCUUGCGACUCGGUCCCCCUUCUUUGUGGCAGUAGGACUGUUGCUCGGCACCAGCCCUGGGGAUGGCGGGUAGUCAAGGUUGGGCACCUCGUCACGGAACCCCUCAUGUUCUCAGGAAUGCCGCUUCAAAGCGUUUCCAGAUGCG